Molecule: messenger RNA, 1629 nt
Organism: Branchiostoma belcheri (Belcher's lancelet)
Lineage: Eukaryota; Metazoa; Chordata; Leptocardii; Amphioxiformes; Branchiostomatidae
Product: tripartite motif-containing protein 2-like
Exons: 4
Coding region: 1-1629 (542 amino acids)
Biological process (GO): protein polyubiquitination; negative regulation of translation; proteasome-mediated ubiquitin-dependent protein catabolic process
Molecular function (GO): ubiquitin protein ligase activity; translation repressor activity; protein binding
Source: RefSeq, a predicted model, not a curated record
AUGUUUGGUCUCCUUACAUUAGAACAGUCCUUUCACCGAGAACAGUCCCUUCACAGAGAACAGUCCUUUCACCGAGAACAGUCCCUUCACAGAGAACAGUCGCUUUACAGAGAACAGUCCUUUCACCGUGAACAGUCCCUUCACAGAGAACAGUCCUUUCACAGAGAACAGUCCCUUCACAGAGAACAGUCCCUUCACAGAGAACAGUCCCUUCACCGAGAACAGUCCCUUCACAGAGAACAGUCCCUUCACAGAGAACAGUCCUUUCACCGAGAACAGUCACAGAGAACUUUCACCGAGAACAGUCCCUUCACAGAGAACAGUCCCUUCACAGAGAACAGUCCCUUCACAGAGAACAGUCCCUUCACAGAGAACAGUCCCUUCACAGAGAACAAUCCCUUCACAGAGAUCAGUCCCUUCACCGAGAACGGUCCCUUCACAGAGAACAGUCCCUUCACCGAGAACGGUCCCUUUACCGAGAACAGUCCCUUUACAGAGAACAGUCCCUUCACAGAGAACAGUCCCUUCACAGAGAACAGUCCCUUCACCGAGAACAGUCCCUUUACAGAGAACAGUCCCUUCACCGAGAACAAGAACAGUCCCUUCACGGAGAACAGUCGCUUUACAGAGAACAGUCCUUUCACCGAGAACAGUCCCUUCUUUACCGAGAACAGUCCCUUCACAGAGAACAGUCCCUUCACAGAGAACAGUCCCUUUACAGAGAACAGUCCUUUUACCGAGAACAGUCUCUUUGCUGUGCAGUCCCUGCGGUCAUGCGGAGCACAAGUGCCUGGUGGAAGCAGCAUCAUCUUGGUCGAUGAGUCAGGGACUGGAAACCUGCGCGGCGCACGCGGAGUCGCAGUUUCCCCCGACAACAAGAUCUGGGUGGCUGACCAGACCAAAGCCAGUCUCCAGGUGUACAGUAUGGCAGGUGACUACCUGGGCCAGUUUCCACAAGGUGCAGCAGGGAUGGGGUAUCCCUCGUCAAAGACGACAUAUGAUGUGUCCAUCGACAGAGAUGGUCACCUGUGGGUCUUGAUGAGUGGGUACCCAGCCAGCCCUGAUACCGUGGUGCAGGUGGACAGGGAAGGUCGUCUCAAAGCCAAGUUUGACCUUCCUGACUCUGUACCACGGGAGGCGCCCCGCGGAAUGGCUGUGGGCUUGCGCACUAACCACGUUUACGUCACCUGGUCUGGCGGUUACAGUGGUGGUGUGCAAGCCUUCCAGCCGGACGGGUCGCUGCUGUGGGAAGUCGGUCCUCAGCAGCGGAUGAUGACACCGAUGUACGUCGCCGUGAACGGGGAAGGCAACAUCUUCAUCUCGGACUUUAGGCGCCAUUUCAUCUACAUGUAUGAUGAUAACGGACAGUUCAAGUUGAAGUUCAGAGGACUGGGUCGCAGUGGGAGCAACCUGCUUUAUCCUGAAGGCAUUUGUGCGGACAGUUCCGGUCACAUCAUGGUGGUGGACCCAGACAACCAGCGCGUGGUGGUGUACACAGACCAGGGUGAGUAUGUCCGCCACAUCGCCGUCCCCCGCCGGGCUGAAGCCCCAGGAGAUGUUACAGUGGGGCCGGGAGGACAGCUGGUUGUGAUCAACAAAAACACAAUCACUGUCUUCCCCCACUACUGA